Hemiscyllium ocellatum (epaulette shark) is the source of this 1035-nucleotide messenger RNA. Its product is annotated as regulator of G-protein signaling 10-like. The record is from RefSeq and is a predicted model, not a curated record. Lineage: Eukaryota; Metazoa; Chordata; Chondrichthyes; Orectolobiformes; Hemiscylliidae. Bases 258 to 809 code for a protein of 183 amino acids. The transcript is spliced from 5 exons. Gene Ontology annotation, molecular function: GTPase activator activity.
CUCUUCCUGUUCAUUCAGUGGCUUUUUGGGUGUCAAUGAAUUGCGAGGGCUGAGCUUGUGAUGCGUUUUGAGCGAAGUGUAACCACAGGAAGCCCAUGCCACACUUGUGAGAGCAGAGGGGAGGAGGAAGAUGCACACUUUUCGCGUCAGUCUCUCCGCAAGCGAGGGGAAGAGCUGAAUCGACGGAGUUGUGUGUGUGCGCGGAGAGACGGAGUCCGAGUUACUUCUUCUAACCCCUCAAGCCUGCCCCAAGGGUCAUGUUCGUGUCCAAAGCUGUCAGCCGGCUGAGCCGCAAGCGGCCACCUUCAGAAAUUCAUGAUAAUGAUGUGCGUGCAACUGAUAGCCAACAGAAGGCAACAGGAACCUCCAAGUGGGCUAUUUCAUUAGAAAAUCUCCUGGAAGAUCCAGAAGGAGUAAAACAUUUCCGGGAUUUUUUAAGGCGCGAAUUUAGUGAGGAAAAUGUUUUAUUCUGGUUGGCAUGUGAGGAGUUCAAGAAUAUUCAAGACAAACAGCUGCUUCAUGGUAAGGCACAACAAAUCUACAAAACCUUUCUGUGCAGUAAGGCCGCAACACAGGUAAAUGUGGAGGGACAGUCUCGAAUCAGUGAGAGCAUGUUGGCACAACCGCAUCCAUUCAUGUUUCAGAAACUGCAAGACCAGAUAUUUACUCUUAUGAAAUAUGACAGUUACAAUCGUUUUCUGAAAUCUGAUUUAUGCCAGCAAGUCAAGCAACUGGAAGAAAGUGGAAAGACUUCCCUAGAUUCUGAUGAAACUGUACCGAAGAGGGCAUCCAGGAUUUAUAAUCGAUAACUAAACUUGUGGACUAGCUUCAUAACAAACGUGUGCUUUCUUAGCUUUACUUGCUAAUGGACUGUAAUGAUGCCUAUUGGUUAAGUGUUGACUGUGUUGGAGAAAAGCAUGCAUGUAAUCUCUGUAAAUUAUGGUACUGAGUAUUCUCAGGUAGGAUACAUGUCAACACAGGGAGAAAGUGAGGACUGCAGAUGCUGGAGAUCAGAGCUGAAAAUGUGUUGCUGGA